This is a messenger RNA of Fukomys damarensis (Damara mole-rat), 9363 nucleotides long. RefSeq names its product homer scaffold protein 2 (gene Homer2). Bases 237 to 1109 code for a protein of 290 amino acids. Gene Ontology annotation, molecular function: G protein-coupled glutamate receptor binding. The transcript is spliced from 8 exons. Lineage: Eukaryota; Metazoa; Chordata; Mammalia; Rodentia; Bathyergidae. Gene Ontology annotation, biological process: regulation of store-operated calcium entry; G protein-coupled glutamate receptor signaling pathway. Gene Ontology annotation, cellular component: plasma membrane; postsynaptic density; cytoplasm. The record is from RefSeq and is a predicted model, not a curated record.
UUCUUUUUUUCUUUCUUCCAAGUGCCACAGUCCUUCCUCCCACUCAGGAAGGGAGCCCAGAAAUCCCCAUCUCAUAGCUGAGGUCUGGAGAGAGCCAGGGGUCUGGCCAGGUUCACAGUGCUGAAGGGCUGGGCAGGCUGGUGCUGGUCAGUGUCCCUUGGACACCAUCCUUGCUUGUUGGGCUGGAGCAGGCCACUCCCUGGAAGGUGAUCAUAAACAGCACAAUCACACCGAAUAUGACCUUCACCAAAACGUCACAGAAGUUUGGGCAGUGGGCCGACAGCAGAGCCAACACAGUCUUUGGUCUGGGCUUUUCCUCUGAGCAGCAGCUAACAAAGUUUGCAGAGAAAUUUCAGGAGGUAAAAGAAGCUGCCAAACUCGCCAGAGAAAAGUCCCAGGAGAAAAUCGAGACUUCAAGUAAUCAUUCCCAAGAAUCUGGGUGUGAAACCCCAUCUCCUACUCAGGCAUCCAGUGUCAAUGGGACGGACGAUGAAAAGGCCUCUCAUGCAGGUCCAGCCGACACACACCUCAAGUCCGAGAACGACAAGCUGAAGAUUGCUCUGACGCAGAGUGCUGCCAACGUGAAGAAAUGGGAGAUCGAGCUGCAGACCCUGCGGGAGAGCAAUGCCAGGCUGACCACGGCACUGCAAGAGUCAGCAGCCAGUGUGGAACAGUGGAAGAAGCAGUUCUCCAUCUGCCGGGAUGAGAAUGACCGGCUCCGCCACAAGAUUGAUGAGCUAGAAGAACAGUGCAGUGAGAUAAACAGGGAGAAGGAGAAGAAUUCACAGCUGAAGAGGAGAAUUGAAGAACUAGAGUCAGAACUCCGAGAGAAGGAGACGGAAUUGAAAGAUCUCCGAAAACAAAGUGAAAUCAUACCUCAGCUCAUGUCAGAGUGUGAAUUUGUCUCUGAGAAGUUAGAGGCAGCUGAGAGAGACAAUCAGAACCUGGAAGACAAAGUGCGGUCUCUAAAGACAGACGUUGAGGAGAGUAAAUACCGACAGCGCCACCUGAAGGUGGAGCUGAAGAGCUUCCUAGAAGUGCUAGAUGGAAAGAUCGAUGACCUCCAUGACUUCCGCCGAGGCCUGUCCAAGCUGGGCACGGACAACUAGGGUGGCAGAGCCCGGGCUGCUGUGAGUCCCACGUGUGUGCGAGUCGCAGUAGGACGAGGACACGCCCCUCUUUGCGUUGCUUCUGUAAAUGCCAAUGCGGUGUGUUGUGUUUCCAGACCAGGUGUGCCGUCCACUCAUUCCUCUUCGGAUAGAAAUCUCCUCUAGCUUCUCUGGCCUUUGAGGUGGUGGACAACUGGAAGAUUCUGACUCAGGAAUCCAGAACUAGGUCUACCUUAAAGUUUACGCAGUCAGCGCAGGGAUGUUUAUAUCUUUCUAAAGGGCUGUUGCAACCCUACCGAAAAACAAAUCUUUUCUAACUCAAAUAUCCUUUAUGACAGGCUGUUUUGAUCCUUUUAUUGAAUAGCACUCAGAGUAUGUAAUAGUCCAUCAGGUUCUGGUCUGUGGGGGCGUGGAGGGUACAGCUUCUCUCUCAGUCGGCAUUGAGAUGCUUUAAAGCAAGCAAGUAGUGGAAACCUGUCCGGAGAAAGAAAGCACGUUUUUGGCGGGUGUGCCUUCUGGCAUGGGAGAUGCUUGCAUCCACCACAUUAUACUCUCCCGUUAUGUUCGGUUUUGACAAUUCUCCUUUCCUUGGUUUGAACUUCUGAGCAGAUGCUCAUGCUGUGGGAACAACAUGCAGUGAGGUUGCCUAGCUCAGUGCCUGGCACAAAGUAGGUGCUCAAUAAAUAUUUGUUCAGUUGAACAUCUAAACAGAACUUAGUGUUUUAAUCCAACCCCAUAGCAGAGUUCAAGCCCUGUUGAAUGAUAUGCUCUUUGUCACGCUGGGUAGUUACCAGAAAGAAAGGCACCUACCUGGCCAAACCUGAGGGUGGCUCAGGUGUAGCAGACAAGUCAGAGUCUGAUCUGCGGCCCCACAAGAUCCUGACCAUGACACUCUGACCCCCCCGGGGGGGGUCUCUGUCCCUGGGGAUCUCUGUCUCUGGGACCACCUUCAUUUCUGGACAUGGUGGCUUGGAGCCUGAGGAUUCCAGAACACUGUGUCUGUGGCACAGGAUUGCCCAGGGCAUGGGGACUAGGGUAUGAUCUUGUGCAGGGUUUGGAGACCUGAGAAAGAAAUUAUACAGGCUGAUGAGUGUGAGGAGUUCUACUUAUCUAGGGAGCUUCAGCCUCAACAACAGAGAAGCUCUGCCUGGGUCUGCCUCUUGCCUUCCUCAGCAGGAAGUGAUUAGAACCAUAAACCUCUCCUCUCAUACAGAGCUGCUCAUGGGCCAGUGGGCCUUUGCGUGGCAUGGCCUCCAUUGGGAGACAUCACCCAUCACAGAUGGAGGUUUGAGUCUCUGGCCUCACACAUUUCUUAAUGCCCUGAGUACAGACUUUGCUGCCCUCUUACCUCUCUAAGUACCACCGAAGGGAACUUUUCCCUUGAGAAACAGUUUCUCUUGGGAUUAGAAAUCCUUCCUGCUGAAACUAGACCAAUGAGAAAACAGCCUGAGGAGGAGGUUGUCCAUACCCUCAUGUCUGAGUCUUCAGCUCUCCUUCCCCAGCCGAGAUGUCUCUGAGCAGGAAAGUCUUGCUUGGGAUAGGAAAGGAGGGCAGGCUGGUAAAUUGGAGCACAAGGAUACUUUAGGGAAGACCCUGCAGACUUCAUGGGGCCUUGAGUACACAGGGCGCUUAGACGGGAAAUGGGAAGUGUGGUCCACCCUGCUGUUAUUCAGACCAGGGGGCUGCCUGGCCUGCCCUUUCCCCUGAGCUCCAGGUGGCUGUCAGGAGGGUAGGUCCCAGCUCCCUACUGGCAGUUCCAGGAGACCUGAGAGCUGGACGGGCCCCAAGUUGGUCCUGUGGCCCAGCAGCAGAGUAAAGGAGAUUCCUCUCAGGCCACUUUGGCCCAAGCCUGUCACUGCCCUGGAGCGGUGAACACUGGGAUCCAAACACCCUCAGCUUGGGCCUUCAGAUGACCCCAGCUCUGUCUACAGCAGACUUAUUAAUCUAAAGAAACCCUCUUGGCUGACUGUGCUCAGGUGACACACUCACAGGUGGAUAGUUGCCAAAAUGGCAGUGACUCUAGAAAAUGCUGACAUAGAAGUGUAGAGUGUUGCAAGUCAUUACCACAGUGUACUUCUGUGGGCCUGAGACCCAGGAUCCUGUUCACCACUGAGAAGUGUACUAAGCAGCUUAUAGCCAGUGGUGAGGGGCUUAGAUUUCUCAUACUAUUGGGGCUGUCCAGCCUUGGACUCUUGCAGCCCACGAGCUGAGGCGGAGUCCUUUAAAGGGAGGAUUGGAUCCCUCACUGAAAGCACAAAGCUUGACAGAAGUAUUGACCUUUUCAGUCCUCCUGCUUUCAUUUAAAGACCAUAAUGUUUCUUCAUUUAGCUUUUAAACUAAGAAUGGCCCAGGAACGACCAGAACAAUCAGCCACAGGACUGGUCUGGCUGAGAGCCUCUGGUACCUUGGAGGGAAAUUGCAGUGACAGUGCCAUCGCGUCUGUCCUAGGUUUCUAGUAACACGGUCUUGUGGGUCCUGAUGACCAGUGCAGUCUCGGCACUGUUGUGUGGCCUUGUGCCAUGUGCAGGCCGGGUAUCACCUUUUCCCUCAUAGCCAUAGCAGCCACAUUGGGCUUCCCAGAAGAUGUUAAGCCAGGGGCAAAUUGUCAGCUUCCAGAUGAGGCCUCCUCGAUUUUACCAUCACCAAGAUUGGCUGUAUGUACCUGGAUUGGCUUUUGUUCUCCAUCUGUGAAGCCUGGGGCCUAAAAGAAGCCAAGUAAAACUCAGAACCGUGAACCAUGGUGGUCUUUAAAGAUAACUUCAUUCCAAGAUGAGGCUCAGCUGGAUGCAUUUCUCCUUCCCAGGUGGAAAGGAGAGAGGAUGUCUUCCAGGUACCCUGGGAAUGUAAAACCGCUAGGGUGACAGGUUGGGAGAGUGUGCUCAGGCCUUGGGUGAAAGAACCCAGCGUCCACACCGGCCAUCUGACUGGCAUACUCCAUCAGCCCUGCACAGUAUCAUUUUAGACCUUGAUAGAGAGGGAGAGAAAACUUGGCAGAAAUCGUUACCUGCAUUCUGCAGUUAGGAAGCAGAGACAGAGAAAGUGACAUGCCCAAGAACCUGGCGUGACCAGCAUUGUGGGCUCUGCAUCCUGUCUCCUGGACAUCGGCCUGGCAGUGUUCUAUGAGCCAUAUCUCUGUUCUCUCUUCAGCCAUAUCCCUGUUCUCUCUUCUUGAAUCCUAAUAAGAGCACAUUGCAAUUAUGUUAUUUCGAUGUGGAUCCACAGCAAAGGACCACUUACCCAGGGGCGAAUCAGAAUUAUGUUUAUGUUCCUUACAAUAAGUCUCAUUUAGAGUGAUUCUUGUUUUUUAGGGACCUGUUCCAGAAACUCUUGGUGACAGUGAUGUCCAGGCUUGAGAGGCCAGUUCGGUGGCACUCGGGCUCACUUUGAGUUCUUUGUUGAUAGCUUUAAUGGAAACAGUAAUCAUGAGAAUAGGUGGUCAGCCCUGAGACUACAGAGACAUAAACAGUGGACCUCCAGAGACCUCUGCAGGGGAAGGAGGCGGUACUAGAUGGGGAGUGGGCUUGCGGGGUCUUAGAGCAGGUCGUAUGCACCCAGAAAGACUGUCCUCAGGGGCAGUCUCUGGCUGGCAGUUUCCUCGAGCACAGCCAUCGCAAAAGGUGCCUGGCUGGCGUAUUCUGUGUUUGUUACUAUACAUCAGUUAAAGGGUGUUGGCUGAAACAGUACUCUGCCCUGAAGCAUCCCUAACUGCCCAUUUGAAAGGGGUUCAUGCUUCUAUAGACAAGUCUGUCGAAACUAGGGAGACGCGGAUGAGAGCCAACCACAGAGCCACCUCGUCCUUGGAAACAGGGCAGCCGUGGUGUGACUUAGUGUAAGCGCUCAAAAGAGACUGCCCUCUGCUAAUAACUGAAAGUGGGUUGAUGCACCAUUCACCCUUCUAGAAGGUACACUUUACUUACUCACUUGAAAUAUCACUGGAUUUGGAAACACUUGAAAUAGAAACUAGAAGCUUGAAAAAUUAAUGUCCAUAUAUUGUUUUUAAUGACAUGCAUGGUUUAAAUGAACCCUAAUUUCUGAGUACAUGGCUUCCCCAAAGAAACACUAUAUAUUCUGGAGAUGGUGGGUGAUGGCAUGAAGAGGGAAUCCUGUGUAGAAAUUUAUGUGUUUUUUUUAAAUGUCUUUUAACGUACCUAUCUCAAGAAUAGAGUUCUUCUUUAAAUAUGGCCUAGCAAGAUGACUGUGCUACGAAUUCUCAUCUGUCUGAAAUGUUCUGGUGAACUUAGAACUCUGUGGAUGUGUGUGCAUAUGUUUGUGUGGGUGUGGGUGUGUGGGGUGUGUGCUGAGGGAGGAAGGUGCAAAUGGCAGCAACAGAAGCAAUAAGGAAGUUUUCAAUGUAAAAAUAUAUACCCGAGAGGAGUCUUUAAUUUGAAUUAUUUGGGGGUUGAUGUUCUAUGUUCUGGAAUCCAUUCAUGAGAAGUGUGUGGGUCUUCGUUAUGAGUGGAAUUGUACAGUGCCCUACUAUCUUUGACAGUGCAGAGCUGGCUGUGGGGUGUUCUCUGGCACCCCGGCACGAGCACAGACAAACCACAGUGAAAUCCAAACUUUGUACAUGUGGCCAGGUGAUUGGCAGGACGGAUGCUCUGCAGCGGUGGAGAAUGUAUUAUGUUCCUGUCUUUUCCCUCUUGUACUACUUUGAAAAGAAAGUCCUUUCAAUCAGUUGUUACAGCAGUGUCUUAUUAGAUAUGACAGGAAAGAAAGCAUUUCUUAUAUCAAAUGUGAGAGUUUAAUGAUGAGUACAGGGUUGAUAAGUGGACUCUCCCAAGAAUACCAUUGUUUUCCUUUAAAUGCUUUUUUGGUAUAUGAAUAAGAUAUACAUUUUUUAAGAAACUAAAGAUAAGUGAAAAGAAAAAAAUCACCUAUUAAUACCCCAUCUGAUUAUAACCACUGUUAACAUUUGGUGUCUGUUGAGACUGUUUCCUCUGCAUCUAUAUGUGCUUUAUUACUUUUUCCAUGAAGUAUAAUCAGAUUUACAUACUGUUCUAUAACUUGUUCUCCCCCUUAUAUUGUGAAUGUAUUUCUAUAUCAAUAUGUAAUUGUAGCCUUUUAAUAUCUGUGUAGGUCAUAUCUUGUAUACGUAGGCUAUUUUCGCCUUUUUACUGUUGUAGUCAAAGACAUGAUGAAACUCUUCUGACAUCUUUGUAAACUUUUCAGAAUAUUUACUUAGGGUAAUUUUCUAAGAGGGAACUUGCUGAGCUUCUCACUAUCGAUGGCCCCAUUCCUUCCUAGGCACAUGGGAGCCUCUACCCUCUGAUGUCCCUGGAGUCAUUUGGGUUCUUGUGACUAAUCCAGCCAGUGAAAGGUGGGCAGAGACUAAAAUAUCCACGCUCAGCGCCCCGGUGUCUGUACCCUUCCCUCAGCAGUGUGACAUCCUGGGUGGAACCUCCAUCAGCCUGGCCUCCCAGUGAGGGUCUACAGAAUAGACGCUCCCUUCACUUCUGACCCACUACUAGCCUGCAUGGACCUGUAGUGAUGAUAGAGAAGAUAAACCUUAAUGUGACACCACUGGGACUUCAGGGUUAAUUUGUUAUCGCAGCGUAACACCCUUUUCUGACUAAUGAUUAAAAAAGGUAGGCAUGUUUUUAGGAAUUUUAUCAUAUGGGAUAUGAUCAAACAAUACUAAUAUUGUACAUGUUUAUUGUAAAAGACACAUUACCAUUAAACCCCCUCAAAAUAUCCCCCUUUACUUUAAAUAUACUUACCCGGUCAUUCUUGCUGCUUUCUGAAGCAGUUCUGACGUCCUCUUUCGUGAGGGUCUUUAGUUGCAGUCAUGGCUGCCUCAACGUCCUCAACUGACUCAAAAUAUUUACCUUUCAUGCUCAUUUUGACUUUAGGGAAGAGACACAGUCUCAUAGUACCAGAUCCAACGAAUAAGGUGAAUGAAGACACACUCUAAUGUUUUUUACAAACCUACCUCUCCAUUGGAUAGCGCUCAGCAGUAGCAUUCACCAUAUUUUUUGUCACACCUAGUACAGGCACUCAUGAAAGAGGGCAGGACUUCCAGAACUGCAUCAGAAAGGGGCAAGAACGAUGAGGCAAGUGUUGGAAGUGAGGGAAUGUGUUUUAAGGAGGCUUUUUAUUUUGAACUUUUAUUAGUACAUAUUUUGCAGUUCAUGCAGUUUGAGGAGGCUUAGGCAAUGUGCCUUUUUCUGUAAUAAUGUUUUACUUGAACAUUCAUGGUGUACUGUGAUAAUCCCUCGUGUCACCUCACAUUGCCUUUCAGAAAGAUGAUUCCCAAAUAUAUGCCCACCCCCAGCAGUGUGUGAGAAUGUCCAACUCCUACUUUAACACUGUUACUAGGAACUAGAGACAUUCAAAAAAUUAAAUUUUUUAUUAAAAUAGUGACCAUCAUGAGAAAAUGUAUUCAUUGAAUUAUAUGUUUUUGUAAUUUACCUAUAUUCAUCUAGUCUGGCCAGUUUUCUUAGGAGUCUAGUGUCUUCAUUGAUUUCCAAGAGGUUUUUAAAAAUAAAUAUUGUAAAAUUUUUAAGUUGUAUUAUAGCUUUUUAAAAAUACUCAAACAUCAGUCAAAUCUUUUUUUUUUUCUUUCAGUUAUUACCUUUGCCGUCAUUCUUAUGGUCUUUUCAUUUUUAAUUCCAGGAUUGUAAAUAUCCAUCAAUAUUUUAUUCUUGUACAUUUAGUUUUCUUCUUAAACAGUUAAAUCUGAUAAAUUGGAAUUUAUUUUCUAAAUUGCCCAACACUAUUGAUCAGGAUUUCUGUCCUUUCCCUACCAUAUGAAUCCUAUUUUUACUGUAUACCUUCAGUCCUUGGGCACCUUGGAUAUGUGUGUGCUCUCCAGGUGCCUCUGAGCUUCACCCUGGACCGCCGUCUGCCUGUAUAGUCCAGCACUGGGAACACCUUGUUUGAUCAUUGUAACACUAGAUCAAGUGUCCCAUUAAACCUUUUCAGAAAUUUCCAAGUACAUUUGCAUAUUAACAUAUCCAAAAGAAAUUUGGGAUCAUUUUGUAAUAUUUAGAAGGUUGGAAAUUAGGUUAGGUAAAACGUAUAUAAGACUAUAGAAUUAAUAUCCUUAUAAUAUGUUCUUUUAGUUCAGUAAAUAUAUAAUGUUUACUUUUAUGUCCUUUGGUCUAUUUUAACUAAAUAAAGGUAAUUUUUAUAGUCACGGUUAUGACUAUAAAUGAGAUCUUUUGUCCACUAUAUUUUUCAGCAGCUUGUUGCAAGUGUAUAGGUAUCCUACUACUCUCUUUAAUGAAAAUUAAACUGAUUGGUUUUCUACCUUGACAUUAAAGUUAUUUAGAUUUAAACACAAGAACACAUGAUGUAGAAAAUGAAAGUCCUAUAGAAUUAAAAAUCCCUCUGCCAUAAGAUAAUUAUGCAUAGUCCUCACUUUUUCCCCAAGAUAUAUUCUAUCAUUUUAUAAGUGUGAUACAACCCUUCUGCUACCUGCCUUUUCCCUUGGCAGUAGAUCUUGGGCCUCUUCCUAUGUCAGUAAGCAUCAAUCUACCUCACUGUUACCUCUGCAUUAAGAAAGUAAUGUGUGGUUGAUUUAUUUAACUUUUCAAUUGGUUAUUUUGACACUAACCAGUUAUUACAUUCGUUCCAUUCUGAUAGUUUUGUUGUUAGUUCCUUUGGCCUUUUUCAAAUAGGUAAUAGUUCUGGGUAGGGGUGAUAAUUUUAUCUUUGUAUUUUUAAUAAUCUUAUUUUACUUUGUCUCAUCUCACUGACCAGCACUUUUAGAACAAUCCUACAUAAUGAAUAUAUAGCUGAUAUUGUGCAUUCUUUAUAUAUUUUUCACUAGCAAGUGUUUCUCCAAAAGUAUAACUUUGACUUUUAAUGUAAGAUAUUCCUGAUCUUUGAAUUUGUAUAGUAUGCCCUUCUAUUUCUAGUCUGCUAAAAUUUUACCCGUAAUAGAUGUUGGGAUUUUAAUAAAUGACCUUUUUUCUGAUCUGUCGGAUGAUCAAAUGGUUCUCUGUUAUGACUUAAGAUGAAUCAUUUUAAUACAUUUGCUAAUGUUAAGCCCUCUCUCUACAUUUCUAUAAAAAUCUCUCUUAUGAUCAGACUCUGUUAUUCUUUUAAUAUAUACCCUCUUUCAAUGUUAACAGUGGUUAUUUAUGAUUGGUUGAAUGAUCUAUGGUAGAUUUUUAUUUUGUUUCUUACCUGUUUUCUGGUUUUUCUACAAAAAUUAGGUAUUGCUUAUAUAAUAAAAAUGAACUUUACAGUGAGAAAAUAUUCUUCUGGAAUUGGGUUACUUUAUUUUGGAAAUUUCCUAUAAGAUUAAUAG